AUGAGUCCUGUGCUUCCUAUGGUGGGCCCAAUUACUCUUGCACCACCCUCUUCUACUGUGCUUCCUAUGAUGGAACCAGUUGUUCUUGCACCACCCUCUUCUACUGGGACUAUAGAACCCACUAUCACCAAGGAUAAGGACGUGCAUGUUUAUGUCCGGGACAUAGACAGACAACAACUUAACUGGAUACAAGAGACCACUUCUACUACUCCACUGCCAUCUCCUGCUUCUGAUGAGAGUCUAGAUGGGUCUAUUGAGCGUUACAAGGCAAAACUUGUGGCAAAAGGAUUUACUCAGACAUAUGGCAUUGAUUAUCAGGAGACCUUGGUACCCGUGGCUAAGAUGAAUUCAGUCAGAGUACUUCUCUCUCUAGCAGCUAAUCAUGAUUGA
This is a messenger RNA of Camellia sinensis, 390 nucleotides long. The record is from RefSeq and is a predicted model, not a curated record. Lineage: Eukaryota; Viridiplantae; Streptophyta; Magnoliopsida; Ericales; Theaceae.